UUUCAUUCAUUAGGAUAGAAUGAGUCACCCCAAGAGAUACAGUUUAAGGUUCAGAGAACGGCUGACAGCCAGAAAGGAAAAGGAAAAGCUAUACAAAUGUUACACAUGGAAGGUGGAAAGAAUGAUAUCCCGCGCCAGUCCAUUGAGCUCCUCUGAAUCCAGUGAUUCUCCAAGAAUUUAGCUCGUUCAAUGAUGCUCUCAGCGACCUUCAGGAAAUGGGGUGCCUUGUUAUUGAAUAUACAGUUGUUUCUUUCAUUCCAAACAUGCCAGAAAACCGCCAACCCAUCAUUCGUCUUCUUUUCACAGCAACCCGUUGCUUCUAUUGGAGAAUGACGGAUGUGUCAUGGGCUGAAAAGGAAAAAGGCGCCCUCGUACCUGAUAAUUUAAGUGUGCUUUCAGCUUCUGUCAUAUUUAAAGCCUGCUUUGUUUCCCCUGUGUUUAGUGUUUUGACGAUAGCCAGCUGAGUUGUAACGUGUAGACAACACAUGAUGUGAACAUAUUUCGCUUCAUCUCAAUAUAGAUGGAAUAAAGCGAGUGCCAGUUGAUCUGGAACCAUUGUGUUGUCUAACGCUAUCCGCGCCUGAUCUCAAACCAGCCUCUGCAUCGUCGGCAAACGAGCCCGGCGUCAGGCCAUCUUUUCAUUUCACCGCCGUGGGCUUAGGGAGUUUUUGAACAUUGGAGGAGGGAUAUUUGGCCAGCCAAACUGUGCCCGCAUAGUCUCGCCACAGACGUAGCAGCAGUGGAUCACUGUGCAGUCCGCGGUCAUAUGGUCAUUGGUACUGCACUUCCAGCACCAUGAUUUGGUCUUCUUUCCUUAGAAACAAUAUAUCCGGGACCAUGAAACCGACGGGUCCAUGCAACUUGCCUCCCUGCAAAAGAAGGAAAGAAAAGGAAAGAAUCAUUAUAUAAGCACACCAAGCUUCUAGCUAGUCUGAAAACCAGCCUCUGUAUACGUCGCCUAAACAUGUCGACCAUGAUAGUCAUGCAGUUUUUCGUGUUUGCCUUACUCUGUCUCCCGUGUUGGGCCAAUGCCGUGCAUCUACCCACCUUGUCAACUGCUCAAACUGCCACAACAAGCAGCGCCACUGACCACCAAGCGCUCAUGUCAUUGAGGUCUCUGUUUAAAGGAGAUCCAUUCCAAGCACUGACUUCAUGGGGAAACCAGUCGAUCCCAAUGUGCCAAUGGUGCGGAGUGGCCUGUGGCACGCGUGGCCACCGCCGCGGCCGUGUCGUCGCACUGGAUCUUCGUGGACUCAACCUUGUUGGCACCAUUGCCUCUUCCAUAGGUAAUCUAACUUACCUCAGGCAUUUUGGCCUCCAAGAGAACCACUUUUACGGUGCCAUACCAUCAGAGGUUGGACAUCUCGUACAACUUGAGUAUCUGAACCUCAGCAGGAACUCCAUCGGCGGCGACAUCCCGCCUACACUGGCCACUUGUGUUCAGCUUCAAGUCAUUGAUCUGAGGCACAACAUGCAUGAAGGUUCGGUGUCCCGGGAGUUAGCAUCCCUGCAUAAUCUUGAGGUACUGGCUCUUGGGUACAACAACCUUACAGGAAGUAUCCCUGUGGAGAUUGGAAACCUGAAAGCUCUGACCAGUCUUCUUCUGAACUCAAACAUGCUAGUAGGAGAAAUCCCAACACAAAUAGGAAAUCUUAGAAACUUGACCGAUUUAGAUCUUUACUUCAAUGGUUUGUCAGGUUCUAUUCCUGCCUCUCUUGGAGGCCUCCAGAAAUUACAAAUUUUGUAUCUAUCAGAAAACAAGCUCUCAGGGCCGAUUCCACCUUCCCUAGGAAACCUCUCAUCUCUAAAUGUUCUAGCUUUCGAAGAAAAUGGCCUAACUGGUAGCAUCCCUGAAUCGUUAGGAAAUAUGAAUCUCCUCAACGCCCUUUGUCUCACACUUAAUAGCCUUACAGGCUCAAUCCCUCCCACUCUUGGAAAACUCAGUUCGCUCGUUGGGUUGUAUCUGACUGGGAAUCAACUCGAGGGUACUAUACCACCUUCUCUCUACAAUCUUUCAUCCCUCCAAGUUUUAAGCGUGCAAAUUAACAACCUCAGUGGAUCUAUUUCAGAUGACCUGGGUAAUAAGUUUCCACAACUUCAGCUACUUGGCAUGAGCAGUAAUCAAUUUCAUGAGUCCAUCCCAGAGUCUUUGUGCAAUGCUUCAAUGCUUGAAAUGGUUCAAUUGGGUGCCAACUUUCUUACCGGAGUAAUACCAAAAUGUCUUGGAGCUACCAUGAAGAGCUUAUCGUUACUGCAUCUCUCAUUUGGUCAACUAGAGGCAAGGAAUGAUGCGGAUUGGGACUUCAUUUCUAGCUUGACAAACUGUAGUAUGCUGAAGAAGCUGAGUCUAGGCAAUAACAAACUAGAAGGGGUGCUGCCCUAUUCGAUAGCAAAUCUUUCCACAAAUUUAAGAUUUUUCAGCGUGUCGGACAACAUGCUACGGGGAAAUAUACUUGAAGGAAUUGGAAACCUUGUCAACUUGCAAGGGUUGCAGAUGAAUGGUAAUUUCCUAAAUGGAAAAAUUCCUGAAUCAAUUGGCAACCUUGGGAUCCUGGUUGAACUAUACUUGUACAACAACAGCUUAUCUGGACCAAUUCCACCAGUAUUUGGAAAUCUCACAUCACUAAAUAGACUCGUCCUCACCCAAAAUGUGCUUACUGGCUCCAUACCAUCCAGCCUUGGAAGUUGUCCUUUUGAGACACUAAGCCUACAAUUCAAUCAGCUUGUUGGUCCUAUACCAAAAGAGAUUUUCCUCAUAUCGACACUGUCUGUUUCCAUGGAGCUCCAAGGCAAUAAGUUAACUGGGACAAUUCCUUCAGAAGUUAGUAAUGUAGUGCAUCUUGGAUCUCUGGAUGUGUCUGACAACAGGAUAACUGGCUUAGUUCCUGCCUCUCUAGCUCAGUGUGGAAGUUUGCAGUAUCUCAGUAUGGAAGGAAACCUACUUCAGGGCACAAUUCCAGCAUCAAUAUCACAGAUGAAAGGCCUUCUAGUUCUUGAUGUUUCAAGAAACAACUUGUCCGGGGACAUCCCAAUCUUCCUUGGGGACAUGCAGGGGCUCGCUACCCUGAAUAUAUCAUUCAACAAUUUUGAGGGUGAAGUUCCAAAACGUGGAUUAUUUCUGAAUGCAAGUGCAGCUCUGAUCGAAGGGAACUAUGGCUUAUGUGGAGGUAUCCCCCAAUUUAACUUGCAUCCCUGCUCAAACCAUACAUCCAAGAAGUGGUCACACAAAAUUGUCGUGUUUAUCUCAGUAGGCAGCGCGGUUCUUUGCAUCAUCUUAGUACUAUUUGCAAUAUUUGCACGCCAGAAAUUGAGAAGCAAGUUUACUAAGACAGGACGGGUUCCAUCACUCCAUAGUGGACAGCAUAUGAGAGUUACCUAUGCUGAAUUAGUGAGAGCAACAAGUGGUUUUGCUUCUGAGAACCUCUUAGGCGCAGGAAGCUUUAGGUCCGUGUACAAAGGAACAAUGAUGGAUGGACAUCAGGAAGUGGUUGUCGCUGUGAAGGUGCUCAACCUCGAGCAGCGAGGGGCAUCUCAAAGCUUUGUUGCAGAAUGUGAGACUUUAAGAUGCAUUAGACAUCGAAACCUUGUGAAGAUAUUGACCGUUUGUUCAAGUAUUGAUUUCAGAGGUCUAGACUUCAAAGCUCUAGUAUUUGAGUUCAUGCCGAAUGGAAAUCUUGAUCAAUGGCUACACGGCCGUCUCCUGGAAGAUGGGGGCCAUGGGGUGCUCAGUCUUACCCAAAGGAUAGACAUUGCCAUUGAUGUAGCUUCAGCACUCGAAUACCUUCACCACAAUAAGCCAGUACCAAUAGUUCAUUGUGAUCUUAAGCUAAGCAAUAUUCUCCUCGAUAAUGACAAGGUUGCCCAUGUCAGUGACUUUGGACUUGCAAGGUUCUUGCACCAGGAUGAUACUAGCCUCCCAGAGAUAUCAAGUGGUUGGGCUACAAGAAGGGGAACAAUUGGAUAUGCUGCUCCAGAGUACGGUCAAGGAAAUGAAGUCUCGGUCUAUGGUGAUACCUAUAGCUUCGGAAUACUGUUGUUAGAGUUGUUCACUGGUAAAAGGCCAACUGAUGGUGAGUUUCUGCAAGAUCUAAACCUACAUAGUUACGUCGACAUAGCACUGAGAGACCAAGCCAGCAACCUGGUCGAUCUGUGUUUAUUAUCUUCACUGGAGGAAGGGACAACCAUGAGAGCUGCAUGCAUCACUUCAGUUCUGCACAUUGGGAUAUUAUGCUCGAAGGAACUGCCAACUGAUCGCAUGCAGAUUGGGCAUGCUAUGAGAGAGCUACUGGCGAUCAGAGACAAGUAUCGCACACACCUAUUGAGUGAAGGUGGGUCCAUUUAAAUGCUUGAUGGCCUCGCUUCAUUGUGAUCAGUAUUCAUCAUAAUACCAAAACAGGAGGUGAUGCAAGCUUUGUUGCUGCAAUUCACUAGACAACUAAUAUGCAUGUCUUUCGAAUGGAAUUUCAACAUUAUAUGGAAAUGGUUUGUGAACAAUGGAAGCUGCACAAUGCAAUGUAUCUUAGCCAUAGGUUCACCAAAAUUCUAGUUGGAACUUAUAGUGUAACUGGGAUCUUCCUGGUGUUAAUGUAUUCUCUUUAUUGAGAAAACCACAUGUUUUUUUCUACAUUCCUAUCUUGAGGCAAAUUAUGUAACUACAAGCGGUAGCAGG
Molecule: messenger RNA, 4669 nt
Organism: Aegilops tauschii subsp. strangulata
Lineage: Eukaryota; Viridiplantae; Streptophyta; Magnoliopsida; Poales; Poaceae
Product: receptor kinase-like protein Xa21
Biological process (GO): protein phosphorylation
Molecular function (GO): protein binding; ATP binding; protein kinase activity
Source: RefSeq, a predicted model, not a curated record